AUGCGGCUAUUCGGAAUCGCAGAGUCGCUUGUGUCGUCGAAAGUGCGCGAGCGCGCCGAGGCGCUGAAUGAGCUGGAGGCGGCUGAUUUGGGCUCGGCUGCCGUGCGCGACAACGCGGACCGGCUGCUGCGCGCUCUGUCGCAAAGCAUAGCGCUCGAUGCAGUGCCGUAUUUGCGUGCCGACGUUUCUGAGCGCGGAUCGGGCGUUUUGGAGACGCGGAUCGGCAAGACGGCGGAUAUAGUGCGCCGUUUGUGCCAGGCGAUCUCGCAGCCCGAGACCGUUGCACGGCUGAGGUAUCGCCAGCUGAGCGAGAUGGUGGACAUUCUACUGGGCCACAUGGUGUGUGGAGGCGGCGAAUUGCGCAUUUUCGAGCCUGCUGCGCUCGCAAUGGCGCGCGCUCUGUACUCUUUGGUCUGUGUGCCGAAUUUCAAGAGCCACCUCAAACCAGAGAACCACGAGGCGAUAGUUCGCACGGUGGUGGACUGUUUGGCUUUGGCGAGUGACACACAGCAGAUUCUUGUGAACGCGCUGCUCCAGCUGCUAUGCGAGUACGUCAUUCCUGUGAAUUCCUCGAGCAUGGAGAUGUUUUUACGGGAGCAACCAUAUUACAAGGCGAUGGUGAGCUUUUGCGAGGGUCGAUGUGGCGCAAAAAUGGCAGAGACAGAGACGGCUGUGUUUCUGGUGCGGCUGAUGCGCCAGGUCAUGGCAGACAGUCGGCUGGUGGACACGGCGCUGGCGGAGCGGGCUUUUUGGGCUGGCGUGCGGAUCGUGGCUGGAAUGCGCACGGUGAGCAUGGCUGCGACGCAGCUGGCUGUGGCGGAGUUCAUUGGCGCAAUGGGCGAGUUUACUCACGUUUUUGGGACGAACGAGGCAGAUAUCCACUGUGUGCUGUGUUUUGGCGUGCAAAUCUGCGCCGCGCGCCGCGAGAUGGGCGCAGCAGUGGCCCCGACGCUGGAACGGUACUUUGCUGUGGCGGUGCCGCCGUCUGGAGUCAAAAAACAGCGUCUUUCCGGCGUCGCGAGCCAGAUCUCGCUGCUUUUGCGGCGCAGCUCGUGUUUGGACUUCGUUGCGUUUUUGGGGGACAAUAUCGCGGAUCUGGACCGGUCUGUGGCGUGUGCGGCGCUGGAUAUAGUGCAGGAGUGGCUGGGAAUUGAUAGAGUGCUGGAAAAGCUGGCUAUACACGCAGAAUUUCUUGCUACGCAAUUUUUGCACGUUGUCCAGUUGCACGACGCCAGUCUCAGCCAGGACGCACUACGGUGUUUAGGAGCGCUGCUGUUAGAGUCCGACACUGCCCCUGAAAUUGACCGUGUCGUGAAAACGAGUCUGGAGCUAGUCAGGGACCCGAAACUAUGCAGAGAGGCGUGUGUGCUAUUCUGCGCAGCUCUGCGGAAAAAAAAUAUCUACAGUCUGCUCGACCGCUCGACGUUGCUACAGCUCACCAUGGCGAUCGAUAUCUUCGAUAUGAACGGCCCGCACAGCGUGUGUGCUGAGAGCCUGCAAUUUUGGGACGCGGUGCUCGAGUUCUGCCAACCUGCCGUGGACGAGCUAAGAGACUAUUUUCCGGAUAAUAAACGGCGGCUGCGCAGCAAAGUUGUCGACUGGGUGCUGCACAAGGGCUUUCGGCCGGCGACGGUCGACGAUGCACGGGCCAUGGCUGGUUUUUUGAGACAGAAUGCAGAUCUGGGGCCCAAAUUUGUCGAGCUCGAGACGGCGCUGCGCGGGUGGCUGCGCGAGAUGCGGCCAUCGCGCGAGGCCGUGUGCUGGGCGUUGCUGCUAUGCGAAUUGGGGGUGGCAGACGAGGGGUGUUUGGCGUUUGAGCCGGCGUUCGUUGUGAACUGUGCCGCCUCGCUCGGCGUGGCUCCGCGGUUUGUUUUCGCGCUGGAGGUACAGCCGCUGGAUAAAAUGCUGCUGAUGAUCAACAGCGGGCAGAGCCAGCCUGAAGAAAUGGCUGCCUUGGCCACGCAGCUCAGUCCGACGGAGCUGCUGUCAGUGUGCGAGACAAUUGCAGAAAAAGAUAUAUUUAUUGCUUCCCCCGAUAUGUUGGUUCCCCUAGUCACUGCACACGAGACGAAAACGGCUGAGCGCACGGUCGUGGCUCUGUGCCGGCUGCUCGAGCCCCACGCUGGCGUCUGGACGGGCUCCGAUGCGUUUGUGCACCUGUGUGAUAUUUACGAGUACCUGUUGCAGCUGGACGAAAAAAAGCUCGUUUGCACGCGGCUGGCAAAGUUUCAUGUGCUCAGACUGUGCAUUCGGGUGUACACAGAAACGAAGAAACAGGAGGAUUUGGCCCGGAUUGUGCGCUCAUUCACAGAGAGCAGCUGCUACGUGCGGCUGGACGUGGCUCCGUUUCUGGCUGGCCUGCUUGACUUUAAUUUCGACAUGCUGGCGACGUUGCUGGCCACAUUUGAGCCGCAACGGUCAGCCGAGGCUGCACGCGUAUUUUGCCAAUUUUGCGCCGCCGUCAGCGCGCGGUCCACGGCCGCCCGGCUGGCGUGUUUCUGCAACCUGCUAGACCUGUGUUCGUUUGAGAACGUGGCCAACUUGCUACCAGAAACGCUGGCCGAACUGGCACAAGGCUGUGGCGGGCCACGGGCGUUUCUGGAAAAAUACAAGCUCCCCAUCGUCAAGGUCUGGAUGGGGUUUGGCCGGUCUGUGCUUGCGUUUCCGAGCGAGCUAUUUUCGCUCGACACGCGGCAGUUUCUGCAGCUGGUGGGCGCUGAAGUCGUGGCGAUAUGUCUUGCCUACGGCGGUUCCGGGCUGAUUGCACGUGUGGCGGCCAUUUUGGAGCGUAGCACAUGCGUGCUCGUGUGCGACGCGGUGUCGCUGGCCGUAGCUCUUGCCUGGACAAAAAAUGGUUGCAGAGAAAAAAUAUUUGCCAAACUAGAGCAACACUGCGGAAACGAGCUCGAACGCCAGAAAUGUCUUGUUCUGGACCGCGUCGUGGAGCUCAGCGGGAGUGAAUUUGCCCAGUUCGAUCUGCAAAUCGAAGACGGCGUGGCAGAGCUGUUUGAUAUGGUAGCAGGCCCUGUGAAUGACGAGCUGGUGCAUUUUCUGUGCAUGCGCGCGCUCGCACGGCUGUGUGCCGCUCCGGCCGACGAGCAGGCCGCCCAACUUGGGCGUUUUGCGACUCUGGUCCAAGACUGUCUGAAACUGCGUAUUCCGGCCUCUCUGUGCAAAAUCUAUAUUCCCAUCGUUUGCAGGUACAACAACGCCCUGGCGGCGGCGCUGGCAGACGUGGGGAAGGAUCAGUACGAGUUAUGGACGCCGGUGCUCGCCCAGGAACUGCAGGAACGCAACGAGCUAAGCAAGUGGCUCUAUAGAAAUAGAGACCGGUUCAAUGGCGAUGGUGCGGAAAUGGGCCUGCUUCGGACGGCGAUUGCGGUUCUGGCUGGCCGACGGUGCCAACUGGACGCCGACGACGUGCUGGCUGUGCUGGUGGCACGCAAAGAUAGGUCAACGGUGCAGCUGCUGUCCGCGUUGAUGGAGCAGGUAGAUAUUCCGGCAGUUUCGGCGUGCGCCCCAGACAUUGCGGCCAGACUUUACGAUGUGCUGGAAACUGGCGUAGCACAUAAGCUGCGCACAUUUAUUGCACGCUGUCUCGCACGCACAUACGAGCAAACGGGCUUCAACCCGGCCACAGAAAAACCCGAGUUCGACCACCGUGUAUUUGGUCACGUGACCCGGAGCUGGAUGGGUCUGGCCUGGCUGUUGGACGCAUGGCGGCCGCGGCUGGCGUCUGUGCCGGCCCGGUUUGCGUACCUCUGUCUCUGUGGUGUUCUUCGUGAGCAUGACCUAGAGUUUUCUUCUGAGGAGCCCGUUUGGCCACUUGAUGCUUUUGUCUGGCGACAUUUGGACACCACGCCCGAAAUCAGCGUCGAUAUCGAGAAUCCGGGGUCCUGGGCGGUUGACACGUUCCGUCGCGAUAUUCUGCUCACGCUGUUGCCCACGCAAUGGGGUCCGGUCGCCACAGCCCUGCGUAGUCUUGUCUUCCAUGACCAAACAGCAUUUAGCCACGUCCUGCUGUAUCUUCUCGACAGGGACCAAACCAAGAUCCCUGUCUUGUCCAAAAUGCUCCAUACUGUCUUCUCCAAACCCCUCGAUCCCUGCAUUACCAAAGAGUUUAUUGAGUUCGUGCUUCUGCUGCGUGCUGCCACCAUCCGCGAAAAUAAAUUGUGUCUUCGGCUGUACGCCCAGCUAGACCUGGAAAAAGUCUACAAGGCGGCCGCUCCACUGGCUCCUCGCGCCGCUCUUAUGCUCAUGGAGGAGCACUGCACCAGCGGGCGGGGCAAGGACUGGCGCACAGAGCCCGAGUGGCUGUACAAUACAUACGCUGCGCUGGACGAAAAAGACCUGUUUUUUGGCCUGCCCCUGCGCUCCAGCUGGGACUACGGCGUCGACAGACUGCACUGGACAGACAACACGGGCGGAAGACUCAUGUUCGACAACGCCAGGUACAACGAGCUGCAGGAGCCGCGCCAAUUGGUGGCUUCCCUGUUUGAUACAGGGUAUGAUCGACUCUCGAGCUUGCUGGGCGGCCAGAUGGCGACAUUGUCGUACGAGCAGUUGUGGAAAUUGGGUGAGUGGAAACUGCCGACACCUGUGGUGAGCGACAAACACACGGCGAUGUACUCGCUGCUGAAAGACGCACAGAAUGUGGCCACUGAGCGGACCGCGUACUUGGAAGCCAGGUUUGGCGAGCUGGCGCGACAGUUUGAGGUUUUCCGAGACUUCAGACGCGCAAGUGAGUGGGUCGUCACGCUGGCAACGUUUGAGGCUGUACAGAAGCCGCGCUGCGACUCGUGGCUGGCCCACACGGCGCCGUUCGAGAUCGCUGCCGACUUGUACCAGGCGCGCACGGGACUCUGGUCACGUGACAACGAGAACGGCUGCGCCGUAGACUUGCACCGGUACGCGGAGCUGUGUCGAGGGAACGGGCGCGAGCAGCACGCGACGAACGCGGCUGUGCGUCUGGCGUGUCUGGGCGAGCGGGCAGGCGUGGGCACGGACGUGUGGGUGCUAUCACAGUACAACGUGGCCGCGUCGUUCUGGACGCAGCACGAGACGAGCUAUGCGCUGGAGACGUUACGGACGGCGCUGACGCGCGUUUCUAUCAACGGCGAGCUGCCGCGCGGGCUUCUGCUGGCAAAAUUGGUGCAAUGGUCACACGAAUCGCGGCAGGAGACGGCCGAUCGAUUGAUGAGCGAGUACGUGGAGACGGAAGCGUGGGGGCAGGGCCAGGAGACGCAGCUGGCGCAAAUGUACCACAUCCUGGCCGAGUUCUGUGACGCACAGGUGCGUGGAGGCGAGCUGGACAAACAGAUCGAGAAGCUGGCGGCGGCCGUGGCGCAGCGGCAGCACGAUCUUGCCGAGCUGCAGAAGUACGGUUCGAUCGUGGGGCGCGACGAGAUGCGGCGGAAAAAUGCGCGGCGGGCACACCAGAGGCUGCUGGUGCAGCAGGAGACGGAGCAGGAGGAGCUGGCGGGCGCACAGCGCAACAAGACGCGGUAUCUGGAACGGGCCGUGGAAUUUUAUGUGCGCGCAGCGAUCGCCAACGACAGUUCCGUCGACCGCAACGUGGACCGAUUGUGCGCACUAUGGCUAGCACACACAGAUGUGGACGUGGGGGCGGGGCUACACGAGAUCGAGAAGCAUAAGUUUGUGCCGUGGCUGAACCAGCUCACAUCGCGGCUCGCGAGCCAGACAAGCCGGUUCCAGCGCACGCUGCAGCAGCUGGUGUUUGAGAUUUGCGUCCGUCAUCCAUACGAUGGGAUGUACUUGCUGCAGUCACUGAUGCUGAGCGGGCAGGAGAGCGCGGACGAGGCAUCCGUUGGGCGUGGCGAGGCCGCUCGCAGCGUGUGGUCUCGGCUGUUGGCGUCGGAUGCUCGUGAAUAUGCUACCAAAGUGGAGGCGAUGGCCAUGGCGUGUGUGGAGCUGGCGAACCGCAAGUUGCAUGGGGCGAAGCACACAGAUGUGGGGGCCUGGUGGGUGCGCGCGCUGCCGGGCCUGCAGAUGCCUGUGCCCACGGUGCAGCGCCGCGAGACAAGUCAGGGUUACGACCCGGACCAGUACGUAGUCCAGGUGGCCCCCACGGCCAAAACCGCAGCGUCAGGGCUGAGCUUGCCCAAGAUCGUCAAGGUGGUCCUGGCUUCGGGCGAGACGCACCGGAUGAUCCUCAAGGGCGGGUCCGACGACCUGCGCCAGGACAGUAUCAUGGAACAGGUGUUUGAGAAAGUGAACGUGCUGCUUGCGCAGGACUCCCACGCUCGUCGGCGGCGGCUGCGUGUGCGCACGUACAAGGUUGUGCCGUUGGGGCCCCGGUCCGGUGCAAUCGAGUUUGUGUCCAAUUCUGCCUCGCUGGACGAGUUGCUACGUGGGUUGCAUGCGGGGGACAAGUUACGUGCGGACCGCGCCCGCGCAAGGAUGAAGAGUGCACAGGAGCAUUCGCCCGCGCGCCGCGUGGCGGUUUACAUGGACAUCUGCGAACAGGUGCAGCCUUGCUUCCGGCAUUUUUUCUUUAACAACUACACAGCCCCGGACGGUUGGUUCGAGGCGCGACUGGUGUACAGCCGCGGACUCGCGACAACAAGUAUCGUGGGUCACGUGCUCGGGCUCGGCGACCGCCACUGCAACAACAUCCUCGUCGACAAAGUCUCGGCCGAGCCAAUCCACAUCGACCUGGGCGUGGCAUUCGAUCAAGGCCGCGCAUUCCCCGUGCCGGAGAUCGUGCCGUUCCGGCUGACAAGAGACCUGGUGGACGGGCUGGGGGUGGCGGGCACGGCGGGCGUGUUCAGCCGCAGCUGCGAGAACGUGUUUGGCGUGCUGCGUGCCAACUCGACGCACAUCAGCGACAUUCUCGACGUGCUUAAAUACGACCCACUUUACUCGUGGACGGUGUCACCUGUGCGGGUACGGCGGGUGCAGGAAGAGUGGGGGGGAGAUUGGGAUGAGGCCGCGCGCCGCGACGUGGGGUCGGAGGCCAGCAUGGCAAUCGAAGGCGUGCUACGCAAAUUACAGGCGCGCGGGCUCAGCGAAGAGGCUGUGGUGCGCGAGCUCGUGCGCGAGGCCACCGACAGCCGCAACCUGGCGUUGAUGUAUGCUGGCUGGGCUCCAUUUCUGUAG
Ogataea parapolymorpha DL-1 is the source of this 7119-nucleotide messenger RNA. RefSeq lists its product as uncharacterized. NCBI's taxonomy places the organism in Eukaryota, Fungi, Ascomycota, Pichiomycetes, Pichiales, Pichiaceae. Gene Ontology annotation, molecular function: protein serine/threonine kinase activity; protein binding. Gene Ontology annotation, biological process: DNA repair. The record is from RefSeq and is a predicted model, not a curated record. The transcript is spliced from 2 exons. Bases 1 to 7119 code for a protein of 2372 amino acids.